Messenger RNA from Parnassius apollo (apollo), 3531 nucleotides. The record is from the annotation of a GenBank genome assembly. NCBI's taxonomy places the organism in Eukaryota, Metazoa, Arthropoda, Insecta, Lepidoptera, Papilionidae.
AUGACUCAUAUGGACCGAAAGGGUACUUUUAAAGUUGAAUACUUGCAAGAGAUUGAGAAGAAUGUACAAAAACAGUGGGAGGGAGAAAGAAUCUUUGAAAUUGAGGCACCCACUGAUGGGAAAAAACAUGACAAGUUUUUGUGUACUUUCCCUUAUCCAUAUAUGAAUGGACGUUUACAUCUUGGACACACAUUCUCUUUGUCCAAGUGUGAGUUUGCAACAAGAUAUUACAGACUUAAAGGAAAAAUGGUACUAUUUCCUUUUGGAUUCCACUGUACUGGCAUGCCUAUAAAAGCGUGUGCUGAUAAGUUAAAAAGGGAAAUGGCUGUUUAUGGAUGCCCACCGGUUUUUCCUGACGACCAAGAGACUGUGGUAAAAGAUGAAGGAGAUAUUGUUCCUAAAGAUAAAAGUAAAGGCAAAAAAAGUAAAGCUGUGGCUAAAACGGGAGCUGCUAAGUUUCAGUGGCAGAUAAUGCAAAGUUUAGGGAUUCCAGAGGAUGAAAUAAAAGAAUUUGCUAAUGAAAGCUACUGGCUGGAGUACUUUCCACCGAGAGCUGUGACUGAUUUAAAAAGAAUGGGGUUACAUGUAGAUUGGCGAAGAAAGUUCAUUACUACUGAUGCAAACCCCUUCUAUGAUUCAUUUGUGAGAUGGCAAUUUUUCCAUCUAAAAGAACGCAAGAAGAUAAUGUAUGGAAAACGCUACACAAUAUUCUCACCAUUAGAUAAACAACCUUGUAUGGACCAUGACCGAAGCACUGGAGAAGGUGCAGGACCCCAAGAGUACACUUUAAUAAAGCUUGAAGUUAUAAAACCUUAUCCAGAAGUAUUAAAAUCUUUUGAAGGAAAACCUGUUAGUUUUGUUGCUGCUACGCUAAGACCAGAAACAAUGUAUGGGCAGACUAAUUGCUGGAUUCACCCUGAUAUUAAGUAUAUAGCCUUUGAGACAGUGAAUAAUGGCAUAUUCAUAUGCACUAAUCGUGCAGCCAGGAACAUGUCAUACCAAGGUUUUACAGUAAAAGAUGGAGACUUCAAAGUAGAAAAGGAAAUUUUAGGCCAAGAUCUACUUGGUAUUGCCCUGAAAUCACCUUUGACAUGUUACCCUAAAAUAUAUUCUCUACCAAUGUUAACUAUAAAAGAAGAUAAAGGAACAGGCAUUGUAACUAGUGUUCCAUCAGACUCUCCCGAUGAUUAUGCAGCAUUGGUAGAUCUCCAGAAGAAGCCGGCUUUCAGAGAGAAGUAUGGCAUCGAAGAUGAUAUGAUACUUCCUUACAAACCAGUCCCUAUUCUUGAAAUCCCUGAAUAUGGAAACUUGUCUGCUGUAUAUGUGUAUGACAAACUGAAGAUACAAAGUCAGAAUGAUAAAGAGAAACUAACCCAAGCGAAGGAGAUGGUUUAUCUAAAAGGUUUUUACGAUGGAGUUCUUUUAGUUGGUGAAUACAAGGGAAGUAAAAUUCAGGAUGUGAAAAAGAAUUUACAAGCAAAACUGAUAAAAGAAAAUGGCGCAGUCAUUUAUUACGAACCAGAAAAGACGAUAAUGUCGAGAUCAGGCGAUGAAUGCGUUGUUGCUCUCUGUAACCAAUGGUACCUUAACUAUGGUGAGGAGAAAUGGAAAGCGCAGGCGGAAAAAGCUUUGGCAGCGAUUAACACUUACCACGACGAGGUCAGGAAAAACUUUCAAGCCACUCUUAACUGGCUGCAUGAGUAUGCAUGCUCAAGGACCUAUGGUCUCGGAACAAAACUACCUUGGGACCCUCAAUGGGUAAUAGAAUCCCUAUCAGAUUCCACCAUUUACAAUGCAUACUACACGGUGGCUCAUUUCCUGCAAGGUGGAACUUUCCGAGGUACCAGCGAUAAUGCUCUCAAAAUUAAACCAGAAGAUAUGACUCCAGAAGUUUGGGAUUAUAUAUUUUUCAAAGAUGCUCCUCUGCCAAAGAACUCGAAAAUCUCUAAAGAAUCUUUAAAUUUAAUGAAGAAUUCCUUCCAGUUUUGGUAUCCAGUCGAUCUCAGAGUAUCAGGCAAGGAUCUCAUUCAAAAUCAUCUGACAUAUUAUAUUUACAACCACUGUGCGAUCUGGCCUAACGAGGAGGACAAGUGGCCUAAAGGGAUUCGAGCCAAUGGUCAUUUGAUGUUGAACUCGGCUAAGAUGUCUAAAUCAGAAGGAAACUUUUUGACUCUGUCGGAAUCUAUAGAAAAGUUUAGCGCGGAUGGUAUGCGACUGACGUUGGCCGAUGCUGGAGACUCGGUGGAAGACGCAAAUUUUGUGGAGAGUACCGCUGAUGCUGCAAUACUGAGACUGUACACUUUCAUUGAAUGGGUGAAAGAGGUUAUGGCUACAAAGUCUAGCCUAAGGACAGGAAACUACAUUUUCCAUGACAAGGUGUUUGUGAGCGAGAUGAACGCAAAAAUAAACCAAACGGAUGAGAACUACAACAAAAUGCUCUUCAAAGAGGCUCUAAAGACUGGCUUUUUCGAACUGCAAGCCGCCAGGGAUAAAUAUAGGGAGCUGUGCUCUGACAGUUUGAUGCAUAGGGAAGUGGUGACACAGUAUAUUGAAGUACAGGCCAAGCUCAUGUCGCCCAUUUGUCCGCACGUCGCUGAGCAUGUUUGGAAACUUCUAGGAAAUGAAAAAAGUAUCCUGCACUCGCGUUGGCCAGCUGCGGGCGAAAUAGAUGAGGUGGCCGUUAAAGCGAGCACAUACCUCAUGGAGGCCGCCCAUUCUUUCCGCAUCUAUCUGAAAAAUCAUUGCGCCGCCAAAAAGGCUAAGAAGGGAGAAACUCCUAAAUCUGAAAAGAAACCAAACAAGGCAGUGAUAUGGGUGGCUAAGGAAUAUCCCAAGUGGCAGCACAUCAUACUAAGCACCCUGAAACAACUCAAUGGUCCUUCAGGUUUACCGGACAACAAGAACAUUUCAAGCAAGCUGGCCGAGAUUCCUGAACUCAAAAAGUAUAUGAAGCGAGUAAUGCCCUUCGUGCAAGCGACCAGGGAGAACAUGGAGCGAGUGGGAGCUGACGCAUUAUCUGUGGCCUUACCCUUCGAUGAAGCCGCUGUAUUGCUCGAGAAUAAGCAAUAUUUACUCAGUACUUUGGAUCUCGAUACAAUCGAAGUUAAAUACACGGACAAUCCCGAGGCUCCGGAGAAAACACGCGAGGACUGCGCCCCCGGCGGCCCGCACAUCAACUUCAGCGCCGAGUCCGGACUUGACGUCACGUUCAUCAACCCAACACCAUUGAAUGGACUCUUCACAGUUUCUGUGUGCCUGGUUGACGGCGACACGGUAGACAAACUCAAAGCGAAGAUUGCCAAAGAAGUCAAGUUGAUCAAAGAUGCUACUAAUUUGAAACUUUGGAGAUAUAAAGACCCAAUUUUGGGACCAAGGAAGAUACCUGUCAUCGGCGAUCAUGAGAACAAAUGUGUGAAGUUAGAGACUAACUCGGUGUUAAAAGUUGACAUAACUAAUAAAAAAAUUGAAUUGGUCUCAAACGGAAUGAACAUUAACUUGGGAUUACAAAUGGUGUAUACCUAUGAAAAGUGA